Passer domesticus (house sparrow) is the source of this 2348-nucleotide messenger RNA. RefSeq names its product C-type lectin domain family 18 member A-like. Lineage: Eukaryota; Metazoa; Chordata; Aves; Passeriformes; Passeridae. The transcript is spliced from 12 exons. Gene Ontology annotation, molecular function: polysaccharide binding. Bases 520 to 1836 code for a protein of 438 amino acids. The record is from RefSeq and is a predicted model, not a curated record.
CAGCGGUGUGUGUUACCUCCCCGGCAUGUUUAAUUCAUGGGGCAGGAGGAAGGCUGGCAGCAGGGGCCCCCUUGCUGCCCCAGCCCCUUGGCUUCCAGUCUCCCACUGUCCCAAAGUGGGUGCAGGCUGCGACCCCUGCUCCUGCUGCCUUCACAGCCCGACCCCGGCUGGGCAGCGGGGCUGGGGCAGAGCACGGAGGGCUGACCCCGCUGCGGGACAUCCCGGCGGGGCUGCAGCCCGGGGCCCCGGGAGUUGUCUGCCACAUUCGCUCCAGCGAGCAACUGUUUUGACAGAGCCAUUACUCACCCGUCAAGCUUUUGUUCCCGCUGCCCAGCGGUGCCUGUCUGGAGUCCUGAAUAGGAUCAAAUCCUGCAACCAGACACACACACACACACACACACGCACGCAGGAGCGCACGGCCGAGCUCGCCCCAGAGCCGGGGCUGCUGCGGGGCGGCUCGGCUCUCCCCAGUCCUCCCUCCGGAGCUUGGGGGUCUGCUCCCCACAUCCCGGGACCUACAUGAAGAGAUUCUACAUGAAGCUCUUGGUCCUGCUGGUUUGCAGCCUCCUGGUGUGGAGGGUGGGUGAGACGAGGUCGGAUGCUCCAGAAAAGUUGUCCCCGCUGGCUCCGGGAGCUCUCAGCACGAAGGAAAUCUUCCUGGUGCUCUCGCUGCACAACAAGUUGAGGAGUAAAGUGCAGCCCCCUGCUGCCAACAUGCAGAAGCUGGAGUGGAGCGAGGAGCUGGGGCGGCGUGCGGGGGCACGGGCAGCCAGCUGCCUGGAGGGCCCCGCACCGCCGCCAGCCCCGCAGCUGGGCUGGAGCGAGGCGCUGCUGCCCGCGGCCGCGGGAGGCUUCGGGGCCGUGCUGCAGCUCUGGUUUGCCGAGGGACAGCGCUACGACCACCGGACGGGGCGCUGCGCCGGCAAUGCCACCUGCCGCCACUACACCCAGCUGGUGUGGGCCACAGCGGGGCAGCUGGGCUGCGGCCGGCACCGCUGCCCCAGCCCCCAGGGCCCCAGCGAGGCCUUCGUGUGCGCCUACUCGCCGGGGGGCAACUGGGAGGUGGCCGGGACGCCCAUCCUGCCCUACAAGCAGGGACCCUGGUGCUCCCUCUGCACCGCUGGCCUCUCUGGCUGCUUCAAGUCCUGGGACUACAGCGGCGGGCUCUGCGAGGUGCCCAGGAACCCCUGUCGCAUGAGCUGCAGGAACAGUGGGCGCCUCGACAUGAGCAGCUGCCAGUGCACCUGUCCCCCCGGCUACACGGGCAGGUACUGCCAAGUGAGGUGCAGCGGGCAGUGCCUCCACGGGAGGUUCAGGAAGGAGGAGUGCUCCUGCCUCUGCGACGCGGGCUAUGGAGGAGCUGAGUGCGGCACAAAGAUCCAUUUCCCCUUCCAUGCCUGUGACGUGCGGAUAGACAGCGACUGCUUCAUGGUGUCCCCUGAAGCUGACACCUACUAUGGAGCCAAAAUUAAAUGCCAGGAGAAAGGAGCAAUGCUGGCCCAGAUAAGAAACCAGAAGGUUCAGGACAUCCUGGCUUUCUACCUCAGCCGCUUGGAGAUGGGUAACAGGGUGACAGACACUGAUUUUGAGACUGGAAACUUCUGGAUCGGUCUCACCUACAAGACAUCCAAGGCUUCCUUCCGCUGGGAUGUGGGUGAGCCGUCCUCGUUCACCAGCUUCGCUUUCGGGCAGCCAGACAACCAGGGGUUUGGGAACUGUGUGGAGAUGCAAGCGUCAGCCGCCUUCAACUGGAACGACCAGCGCUGCAAGACCCGCAACCGGUACAUCUGCCAGUUCGCCCAGGAACACAUCGCCCUGUGGCAGCGGGACCCCUGAGCUGGUGGCCCUGGGAAGUGGCCGGCGCUGGCUGCUGUGCUGAACCCGGGGCUCAGGAGGAGCCUGGUGCUGUGCAAAGCCCGGACCAUGGCUCAGGAGGAUCUCUGCACAGCUCACUUGUACAGGGGAUGAGGAGCUGAGGGGACCCAUGGCACUGGGACCUGGCAAGAAGGGGUGUGCUGUACGUUAGCAUCCCUGACACAGCAUCUUCUUCUGCCCCUCACCUGCCUCUGUCACUAUCACUCUGCAACACCGUGGGCAGCCAGGUGCAAAAGCAUCCUCCUCCAAAACUGGCAGCUGGGCUGUGUCUGGACUGUGGUCCCAGUGUUAUGAGAGGCCAAGGGGCUCUUUGGGGUUGCAGGCCUUGGCAAAGCUCAGGCAGGACCAAGCUCAGCUCUGAGCCAUUGUCCUGACCUGGGUGAGAACACCCCAGCCUGGUGGGUUUCUCACUCUCACCUGGUCCUUCAUCAUCUGCCUGGUCAUUAAUAAAGACCCUCUCUCCUUUGGGAAGA